CAUGGCGCCCCCAGCAGUCAAGCGCAGGAAGCUCAGCCACGAUUCCGAGAACGAGAGCAGCGACGAUGAUGUGCAGGCUGGCGUUGCCAUCGGUGGCUCCGACAUCUCCGACGACGACGACCAAAGCGAAAUCUCGGGUGCCGACGUAGACAUGGACGACGUGUCGCAAGACGAAGGCGAAGGGGAGGGAAACCAGAAAAAGGCACAAGGCAAGGCUAGGAAGGAGAAGCAGCAAAAAUCGCAGGGCAACAAGCAAAUCCAACCAUGGCGUCGCGACGCUUCCGAGAUGGCCGGCGCGUACACCGGAGAGGUUUACAAGUCAAACAUGUUCAAACUGCAGGUGGACGACCUUCUGGAGCAGAUCCGACCGAAGCACGGCAAGCGCGAAGCUUCUGCUGAGAAGGCGUUGCGAGAGCUGAAAGCAAUUAUCGAACAAAUCCCGGCACGCGAAGCGCAAAGCAUUCCCGAUGCAGAGAGAAACCUCAUAAAGCAAAGCAAGGUCGCCGUUCCGUUUCCUCAUCCCCGCCCUCCAAAAGAUGCCAAAUACACCCUGGAGUACGCUAAGCCGGCAGCAAUAAACGCAGUCGGAAGCUACCCGCUUAAGACCCAGGCACGAACCGGCAGCGAUCUGGCCAUUGAUCUUGUCGUGAUGAUGCCCCCCACGUUGUUCCAGGAUAAGGAUUAUCUCAAUUACCGCUACUUCUACAAAAGGGCAUACUACCUAGCUUGCAUCGCUUCUGGUGUUAAAGGCGCCAAAGGCCACGGUUUCAAGCUCACCUUCGACCAUCUCAAUGGCAAUGAGCUGCAGCCCAUUAUCGUGGUUGAAGGCAGUGGCGGCGAGGAUGAUCUGUCCAAUUUGAAAUAUCGGAUCCACAUUAUCCCCGUUGUCCAGGAUGGAACUUUCCCAGAGGAUAAGACCCUCCCAGAGAAGAACUGCAUCCGACCGAAGCAAACCGGCGAUGCGCCGGCUUCUACACUCAAACCGACUCCGUUCUACAAUGCUUCUGUCCGUGCGGACAGCCAGACGACCGCAUAUCUAAAGCUGAUGCACGGAGCGGUAAGCAAAAACGAAGCCUACAAAGAUGCGUGUCUCCUUGGACAAACUUGGUUGCGCCAGCGAGGCUUUGGCAGCCGUAUCUGUGAUGGUGGUUUCGGAAACUUUGAGUGGGCGGCUCUUGUUGCACUGUUGUUGCAAGGAGGUGGUCCUGGCGGUAAGCCGCUUUUCGCGGCUGGCUACAGCAGUUACCAGCUCUUUAAGGGCAUGCUGCAAUUCCUGGCCUCAAAGGAUCUUUCAGAUCAACCACAGCUCUACCAAGCGCAGAGCAUCGCUUUACCUAAAGAAGAUGGUGUGCCGGCGUUCUUCGAUGGGCCGCGCGGACUGAACGUUCUUUACAAGAUGACACCAUGGGCCUACCAACUCCUGCGCUGUGAAGCCAAGACGACCAUGGCAUCUCUUGGAGAUUCUGCGUUUGAUCAGUUUGACGCAACUUUCGUGCUUAGGGCCGAUCAGCCUUUGCAUAGGUACGAUGUCAUUGCAGAGAUCCCCAUAUCUGCUUUUGGUGUCGAUCUUACCGCAGAUGAUCGCAACCAUAAAUUGGAAAGAAGCUACGGCAAGCUUUAUCGCGUCCUCAAACGCGGUCUCGGUGACCGUGUGAAAACAACGUCGCUUGUCCUGCCUGGAGAAAAGCCAUGGGCGCUCGGCUCUGCGAGAACGUCUCUGCCGCGCGAUGCUAAAAUUCAGGUUGGCUUCCUUGUUGACCCGGCCAAUGUUGCACGAGCCGUGGACCAUGGACCAGCGGCCGAGAGUAAGAAGGAAGCAGCCCUGUUCCGGCAGUUUUGGGGAGAAAAAGCAGAGUUGCGCCGCUUCAGAGAUGGCAGUAUCCUUGAGUCCCUUGUCUGGUCCAGCAAGGAUUCAGACAGGCCUAUAUUUGAACAGAUUGUCCUGUACCUCCUGAACAGGCACCUAGGAAAAGAUGCGGCCGACAAUGCCAGAUUCAUCGGAGAACACUUUUCUCGGCUCCUGGCGGGUAACGGUCAAGGCAGUAGUGAUCUCUUCUUGCCUUUCCGCAAGGCCUUUGAUAUCCUUGAGCGUGACAUCCGCUCCUUGGAAGGCAUGCCUCUCUCAGCGCGUCAUGUCUUCGCGGCCGAUCCCCAGCUUCGAUACGCCUCCAUUGAUGUUCCAUUGGCGUUGAACCGCAGACAGCCGGUUGAGCUGGCAAACGUUGUGAUUGAGUUCGAGGGCUCUGGUCGCUGGCCUGACGACCUGAAGGCAAUUCAGAUGACCAAGGUCGCCUUCCUAUUGAAGCUGGGUGAACUUCUUCAAGAAUCCGUUGACGGCAUUACCACGCGCGUAGGUAUUGAGAACGAAGGACUUGAGAUAGUCAACCAGUCCUUUUUGGACGUCAUAUACCCAUCUAGCGCGGCAUUCCGCCUCCGAGUUCACCACGAUCGCGAGGUCACGCUCAUAGAACGCCGCCUCAAAGACAAGUCUCUUGAUGCUGCCACCAGAGAGGCCUCUGCCUUGGCUCUGGCGACCUACAGGCGCGAUUUCAUUCGCAUUCCUUCUCAUACGCAGGCCCUACAGGCAUUGUGUACGCGUCUUCCUGCUCUUUCUCCCACUAUCCGCUUGCUUAAAAAGUGGUUUGCCUCUCAUCUACUCAGUUCGCAUUUUGCUCCCGAGCUCAUUGAACUAUUCGCUGUCCGGACCUUCCUGCACUCCUCUCCAUGGGAGCCGCCGUCCUCGGCACAGACCGGCUUCCUACGCACGCUGUCCUUCCUUGCACGCUGGGACUGGCGCAAUGAGCCUUUCAUUGUCGAUCUCGGUUCUGAGAUGAAGACAGAGGACGUUACUGCGAUAAAUACUCGUUACGAGGCAUGGCGCAAGAUCGAUCCUGCGCUCAACCGGGUGGUUGUCUUUGCAGCAACGAACCUGGAUCCGGAUGGCACAACGUGGACUGAUCAUGCACAGCCACCCAGGGUCGUCGCGGCGCGCAUGACGGCAUUGGCAAAGGCCGCCAGCCAAGCUGUCAAGGAGCAGGGCGUAGACAUUGUGCCGGAGUCACUGUUCGUCAGCCCGCUGACCGACUACGACUUCGUGCUGAAGUUGCGUCCGGAGUUCACCAGGACUGGCAGAAACAAUACUGCCAAGUCUGGAAAGGCGCAGUUCAAGAACUUGGUCUUGCAGUCGGACGCUGCCGAGGAAACGAGCCUUGUGGGCUUCGAGCCGGUCAAGCUGUUCCUGGCCGAGCUGCGAGAAAUAUAUGGCCAAGCUAUCAUUUUCUUUUGCGAAGAAAAUGGUGGCGAUGCCAUUGCUGGCUUGUGGAAUCCUGCCAACACCGCUAGGAGGAAGUGGAGAGUCAGGCUCGGAUAUUCGACUGUGCCUGUGGCUGGGAAUGACGAGACGGAGGUCGAUGCAGAUGUUAACAAGGAAGGCAUCUUGAGUGAGAUUGCGAGGAUUGGUGGAGAGUUGGUGCAGAAGGUGGAGAUCAAUAGGCACUAAGUGCCGAGUGGAAAGCUUACCCUGUUGGUUGGCUUUGUAGAUGUCGUUUUCUAUUGCAUGCUGUUUAGAUAUACCAUAUAGGAAUAUCAUGGGCGGAUGAAAAUAAAUGGUUUCAGAGC
Messenger RNA from Aplosporella prunicola CBS 121167, 3618 nucleotides. RefSeq lists its product as uncharacterized. Lineage: Eukaryota; Fungi; Ascomycota; Dothideomycetes; Botryosphaeriales; Aplosporellaceae. Gene Ontology annotation, cellular component: CURI complex; UTP-C complex; small-subunit processome. The transcript is spliced from 2 exons. The annotation marks the transcript as partial. The record is from RefSeq and is a predicted model, not a curated record. Gene Ontology annotation, biological process: rRNA processing; tRNA export from nucleus.